This is a messenger RNA of Colletotrichum chrysophilum, 1539 nucleotides long. RefSeq lists its product as uncharacterized. The transcript has 2 exons. Bases 1 to 1539 code for a protein of 512 amino acids. The record is from RefSeq and is a predicted model, not a curated record. Gene Ontology annotation, molecular function: carboxylic acid transmembrane transporter activity. NCBI's taxonomy places the organism in Eukaryota, Fungi, Ascomycota, Sordariomycetes, Glomerellales, Glomerellaceae. Gene Ontology annotation, biological process: carboxylic acid transport; transmembrane transport. Gene Ontology annotation, cellular component: plasma membrane.
AUGUCCAACGCUGAGCCCGCCGACCCCGUCGCCAAGGGUGUCCUCGCUACGGCCAAGCAGUCCUGGAAGGAUCUCUUCAUCUGGAAGCAGCGCACCGUUGUCGUCGCUCCCGAUGGCGAGACCACUACCGAAUGGGUCAGCCCUGAUCCCAUCAAGAACCCCAUCAGCUUGAUGGCCCAGCUUAGCGCUCGCGACUGGCUGUUCUUCAUCUGCGGUUUCUGCGCCUGGACGGCCGAUGCCUUUGAUUUCCACGCCCUCUCUAUCCAGACCACCAAGCUGGCCAAGUACUACGACCGAUCAAAGACGGACAUCACCACCGCCAUCACUCUUACCCUCCUCCUGCGAUCCGUCGGCGCUGCCGCCUUCGGACUCGCUGGUGACAAGUGGGGUCGCAAGUGGCCCAUGGUCAUGAACAUGAUCAUCCUCGGUGUUCUCCAGAUCGCCACCAUCUACAGCACAACCUUCCAGCAGUUCUUGGCAGUCCGCAGCUUGUUCGGUCUGUUCAUGGGAGGUGUCUACGGAAACGCCAUUGCUAUGGCUCUUGAGCACUGCCCUUCCAACGCUCGUGGUCUCAUGUCUGGUAUUCUCCAGCAGGGCUACUCCUUCGGCUACGUCCUCGCUGCCUGCGCCAACCUCGGCGUCGGUGGUGGCACCGACACCUGGAAGACCGUCUUCUGGAUCGCCGCCGGUAUCUCCAUCGCCGUCGGUCUCGUUCGCGUCCUCUUUCCCGAGUCCCAACAAUUCCUUGAGGCCAAGGCCGCGGGCAAGAAGGAUGCCUCUCCUGGCGCCUUCUGGAGGGAGACCAAGAAGAUGUUGGCCCAGGAGUGGAAGAUGUGCGUCUACUGCAUCAUCCUCAUGACCUGGUUCAACUACUACUCCCACACUUCUCAAGACUCUUACACCACAUUCAUGAUUGCUCAGAAGGAGAUGGCCAACGACGGUGCUUCCCGUGCCUCCAUUCUCAUGAAGGCUGGUGCUUGCGUCGGCGGUACCAUCAUCGGUUACCUGUCCCAGUUCUUCGGUCGUCGCCGCGCCAUCAUCGUCUCGGCUCUCAUCUCCGCUUGCCUCAUUCCCGCCUGGAUUCUCCCCAUUGGCGAGCGCAGCCUCAGCGCCAGCGGUUUCUUCAUGCAGUUCUUCGUCCAGGGUGCCUGGGGUGUCAUUCCCAUCCACCUGAACGAGCUUUCUCCCCCUGCCUUCCGUUCUUCCUUCCCCGGUAUCACCUACCAGCUCGGCAACAUGAUCUCGUCUCCUUCUGCGCAGAUCGUCAACGCCAUCGCUGAGAGCACCUUCGUCACCGCACCCUCCGGUGACAGGGUCGAGGCCUACGGUCCCGUCAUGGGUAUUGCCACGGCCAUCAUCGCCCUCGGCAUUGUCUUCACCACCAUGUUCGGUCCCGAGCGCCGCGGCCGCAGCUUCGAGCACGCCGUCGCCGGUGUCCAGGGCGAGUUCGAGGAGAAGAAGGUCAUUGACGAGCACGACGAGGAGAAGGGCAGCAUCCACGCUGACAACGUCGAGAACGUCCGCAAGGAGGAGGCUUAA